Caenorhabditis elegans is the source of this 1597-nucleotide messenger RNA. RefSeq names its product F-box domain-containing protein (gene R05H11.1). The transcript has 5 exons. The coding region runs from base 14 to 1444 and encodes 476 amino acids. The record is from RefSeq and is marked reviewed. NCBI's taxonomy places the organism in Eukaryota, Metazoa, Nematoda, Chromadorea, Rhabditida, Rhabditidae.
GUUUCAGAUAAUAAUGCACUGUUCAAAAUCAGAUCCACUACUUUUAUCUCCGAUUCAUCCAUUCCUAAAUCUUCUUGCUUUACCAAAAAAGUCAUUGAAAAAAUUAUACGAGUACUUGAACCCAAUCGAUUGUUACAACAUUGCAAAAUGCUCGAAAAAUCUGGAGGCACAAGUGAGAAAGUACAAAAACCCUGUGAUCAACUAUAUUUAUAUGAGAUUUGACGACGAAAAGUCAUGCAUUGGAGUUUAUUUUGAAAAAUAUAAAUAUAAUGCAUGCGUAUUUUAUUCAUGGAGAGAUAAAGAUGGAAAGCGAACAAUUUGGAAUAAUUCGUACUAUUUGAAAUCGAGCAAAUUUCAAAAUUACAUGUUUUGCAAGAGAAGUCACCCAAAAGAAGUGAAGUCUCUGCAACCUUCAACUAUCCCACAAAACUAUAUAAACGGAAUGCUUGAAACUUAUCAAGAGUUGUGCUCAUUGUUCUCAGCUCAAGAUGCAUUUUACUUUGUCGGAGUGAAUGUGAAUGACAAAAUAUCAUAUGAGACUUUCUGUACGAUGCCCCAUCUUCCCAGGUUUAUCGGAAAUUUUCGUUUGAUUGGCUCAAAAUCGCCAAAAGUUGAAAGAGUCAGAGAUAUUUUGAGAAGUGCAAAUGUAUUAGGAACAAUCAGAGUUUCACAUCAAAUUGGAUCAGCUUGUAUGCAAGAAGAGUUAAUCAAUUCCAAACAUAUUGUACUUGAUGACCCAGAAUGGAUCAGCCGUGAAGAAUUGCUAUCUCUUAACUGUAUCACAGUUGAUAUUGGACAUAACAAUCUAACAGCUGACGAUCUCAACGCAUUUCUCUUGCAAUGGAUGUUCAUAGAUAGUGAUCAAACAAGAUUGGAACGAAUGGAAAUCACAUUGAGUCCGGAGGCGUUUCGAAAUAAAGCUCAGAUUACAAAUGGGCUGAUGUUGUUGGAUUGGGACCCGAGAAGAAGAGAGGGGGAACAUUUUGAUUCUUCUUACUACUUGAGCCGAAGUACUAUCCGUGAUCCAUACCACUUCCUUGAUUGCAAGUUCUCGAAAGAUAUUCUGCGAGAUGACGGACGCCUGGCCACUAUUUUAUUCUACGGGAAGAAGCUCUACUUUCUCGUUUGGAAAGACCGUUUUCCAUACAAAACAAUCAAAGAUGCGAAGAAACAACAAAAGGAACGGAAAGUCAAGAAAAAGUUGACCAGAGCUCUCAAUGAUGCAUUGCGUGAUCUAAAUGUUAGAUCACAAAAUGAAUGGAAUCAAAAAACGGAAUGGUUGGAAGCAGUACUCAAAACAAGAAAAGCAGUUGCAGAAGAAGAACAGAACGCCAAAAGAAAAUACUUCCAAGCACUCAAAGAAUUCUUGGAUACCUCGGAGCCGAAGCCAAAGAGAAGACUUUUAAGAACGAUUACUAUAUUCAAGAAGGAUGUAAUUCCCUAGCUUAGCCUACAUAUAUUUACCCCAUAUUGCUUGUAUUUACACAUUUUAACUUUUACGGGAUCAAAUUGCAAUAUUUCGAAUUUCACUGCCAAAUUUUUUUUUAACAUGCCACUGUUUGAAUCAUCAAGUUUUUAAUGAAUAAAUAUUAAUGUU